AUGGACUGCUCAGCGAAGAGGGAGGUGGAAGAGGGCAUGGAAGAGGGAGUGCAUGAAUCGGAAAGGAUGCAUGAAUCGGAAGGGCUGGUUCAUGAAUCGGAAUCAGAACCUAACUUAGCUGGAAAUUCCUCUGGUUUCGACAUAUCGGCUAUUUAUAAAGAUGAGACAGAAGCAUAUGAAUGUUUUUGCACUUAUGCUCACGAUAAUGGCUUUAGCGUCCGAAAGGAUCAUCACAGUUUUUGGCCAAAUUCUAGGAAGAUAAAAUCGAAGGACUUUGUUUGUUCAAAAGCUGGUUUCAAGAAAAGUUAUGAUCUUAAUUCAAGAAAGAGAUUCACUAGACCAGAUGUCAGAACUGGUUGCCCAGCUAUGGUGAGGUUUGUCACAGAUGAAGAUGGUUACUGGCAUGUCAAAAGAUUUUUUGAAUCCUACAACCAUAAAUUAUCUAGCCCAGCCGACCGACACCUUUUGAGAUCAUGUAGGAAUGUUGUUGAGGAAAAAGCUUCCGUCCUAAAAUCGAUGAUAGAUGCAGGGAUUAGAACCGUUGAUGCAUAUGCCUACCUUGCAGAGAAAGUUGGUGAAUGUGAGAAUAUCGGAUUCUCUAAGAGGGAUGCCUACAAUUUUACUCAGAAGGAGAAAAGAGCAAGGAUUGAAAUUGAUGACACUAAUUCUUUGAUUCAAUUAUUUAAAGAUCGACUAGUUGAGGACCACAUGUUCACAUGGGAUGUUCAAUAUGAUGAUUAG
This is a messenger RNA of Dendrobium catenatum, 741 nucleotides long. Its product is annotated as protein FAR1-RELATED SEQUENCE 6-like. The record is from RefSeq and is a predicted model, not a curated record. Bases 1 to 741 code for a protein of 246 amino acids. The transcript is spliced from 2 exons. NCBI's taxonomy places the organism in Eukaryota, Viridiplantae, Streptophyta, Magnoliopsida, Asparagales, Orchidaceae.